This is a messenger RNA of Tarenaya hassleriana, 1645 nucleotides long. RefSeq names its product piriformospora indica-insensitive protein 2-like. Gene Ontology annotation, molecular function: protein binding. NCBI's taxonomy places the organism in Eukaryota, Viridiplantae, Streptophyta, Magnoliopsida, Brassicales, Cleomaceae. The transcript is spliced from 2 exons. The coding region runs from base 118 to 1524 and encodes 468 amino acids. The record is from RefSeq and is a predicted model, not a curated record.
UCCUCAAUAAAUUACAAUUACGAAACCCACAAUUGAAUUUAACCAAAAAAAAAAACAGAACAGAAGAGAUCACUCUGUUUCUCCCAGUUUCUCUCUGUUCCUGUUCUUGUGAAAGACAUGUUUUGUUGGCGAACACUUCACUCUUUUCUGUUCCUAUGUCUGGUUCUCCAUUGCACUGGAGAAUUCGCACUUGAUGAUUCUGAUGAAGCUCCAAUGGCGAAAACAGAGCGUGAAGCUUUGUACUCUGCAAUUCAGGGCUUUGUUGGUGAUUCAUCAUGGAAUGGCUCUGAUCUCUAUCCCGACCCUUGCGGCUGGACUCCUAUUCAGGGUGUUUCUUGUGACGUCUUUGAUGGUUUGUGGUAUGUCACUGACUUAACCCUAGGGCUUGUUCAUGAAAAUUCGCUUGCUUGCGUCACAAGUCUGGAGAUAAAGCCGCAGUUAUUUUCCCUCAGGCACUUGAAAUCCCUCACAUUCUUCAACUGUUUCACCUCACCCAUCAAGAUCACUGGAGAGGAUUGGUUAAGCUUUGAAUCAAGCUUGGAAUCGCUCGAGUUCAGAUCCAAUCCCGGUCUGGUUGGAGAACUUCCUGAAACAAUUGGCAAUCUCAAAAAGCUGCAGUCUUUGGUGGUUCUUGGAAAUGGGUUCAGGGGGAAAUUACAGAGUAGCAUCUGCAACUUAACGAGAUUAAAGCGGUUGGUUUUGGCAGGAAAUUCGUUCACGGGUACGAUCCCAGACUGUUUUCAUGGACAGAAAGAGCUACUGAUCUUGGAUUUGAGCCGCAACUAUUUCUCAGGGCCGUUGCCUUCUUUUGGGGAACUUGGCUCAUUGCUUAAGCUUGAUCUCAGCAAUAACUUGUUAGAAGGAAAGCUACCAAAAGAAAUAGGGUUUUUGAAGAACCUUACCCUUCUGGAUCUAAGGAACAACAAAUUCUCAGGUGGGUUAUCACGAAGCGUUGAAAAGAUGCAAUCUUUGACAGAACUUGUGUUGGCAAAGAACCCGAUUGGUGGGGACUUGAUGGGAAUAAAGUGGGCAAAGAUGGAUAAUUUGGUCAUUUUGGAUAUUUCAAACAUGGGUUUGAAAGGAGAGAUUCCCACUGCCCUAACCAAUCUGAAAAGAUUGAGGUUUCUUGGUCUGAACGACAACAAUCUCACAGGCAAUGUCCCAUCAAAGCUUGAAACUUUACCUUGUCUUGGCGCCCUGUACAUCAAUGGUAACAACCUAACAGGAAAGCUUGAGUUUUCUAGAAUGUUCUAUGAGAAAAUGGGCAGAAGAUUCGGUGCUUCUAGAAACCCUAAUCUGUGUUAUCCAUUGGAGAUCAUGUCAGCAUCUCAGCAACAUGUUCCUGUUGGGGUGAAGCCAUGCACGGGCACGAUGACGAGACCAGAGGGUAACUUGGUAAUUCAACAAGACUCCAGAAACUUAAUUUGGAACCAGAGAUUCAGUUCCAAGGCUGUCUUUUUGCAUGUGAUCGAUGGUUUCAUGUGGGUAUGGUUAUUGAUGGUCAUAUCUAUUAUUGUAUUAUAAUAAUGAAAAUCUAUGACCAAUAGGGUUCUAGCUAGUGAAUAUAUUUUGAUGUGGAUUGCUUAGACAAGAAUAUCAAUUCCUUUGGGAUGUAACAACUUUGAUUUCCUCUACUCUAUAUAUA